AAUUUGUUUCGACUUUUCGGCUCUUUUCGAUUCAAUUCAAGGACUCCAGAUUUUUAUUUAGGUUUUCCAAAUUGCAAUACAAAACAUGUGGCGGUCUCUGCGGCUUAACCUUCCUAAAUCAAAAGUUUCUUCACACUUAAAAAAGCUAAAACGUCCUUAUUCAAGCUCAUCCUCAAGUGGAGGUGGUGGAGGAGGGAAAGUGGUAUAUGGAGUACUUGCUGCUGCUGGCGCUGGUUUUGCUGGGGCUGUAGUUUAUGGAAAAUAUGAUCCCAAAUUCAAAAAAGUGCUGCAAGAUAAUAUCCCUUAUGUUGAUCGCAUUUAUAAAUUAUUUCCAGAUGAAGAUCAAAAGCCAAUCGUGCCUACAAAAUCCGUGUCAGAUGAAAAAGCUAAAGAAGCAGCAAUGGCUAGUAGUUUAUUGAAAAGGAAACUUGACCGUGAGAGAGAAAAAGAGAAAGCACCCAUUACAGAGGUUCAAAAAUCUGUUGACACUAAAUCCAAAGAGAUCCCAGUUCAGAACAGCAAUUCUAAAAUACCUGAACCUAUUGUAAAAAUAUCGGAGACUUCAUCAACUGCACCGAAUAUUAAAUCAGUGGAGAAACAAGAAGCAGAACAACCAUCCAGUGAAAAUUUAGUAUCGGAUAUGUUAAAAAAAUUGGAAAAAAAUUCCGAAGAAACCAAAGUUGCCUAUGAAACAGCUGUCAAAGCUGUUAAACUACAUACCAAAUCUUUAUAUGAAGCUUUAGAUUUGCCCGAGGGAAAAGAUCGUGAUAUUGUAUGGAAAGAAGUGAAAAAAGCUGGUUCCGAUAAAAGUGAUGCUUUGAAGUCGGCUGAACAAAAAGCAUCAGAAACCAGAGUUCUCAUGGAAAAGCUAAAAAUCAAUAUGAAGAAGCUUACAGCUCAAGAUAGGAAGAAUCCAUUAAUCAGAAAUGCUGAAGAAACUCUUUCUAAGGUGGAAAAUCAACUGAAAAAUGCACAGGCUGAAGUUACAUCUGUGGAAACAGAAGCGAAAACAGCAACAGAAUAUCAAAAUUUAGUUAAUGCAAGCAAAGAACAAUUCCAGAAAGAAUUGCAGAUUGUUUUACCUAAUUACGUGCAUGGUGGUAAAGAUAAACCAUUUUCUGAGAGUGAUCUUAACCUCCUGAUUGCACAUGCCCAUAGAAGAAUUGAGCAGUUACAAAAACAGCUGGCGAAACAACAGGUUACUGAGAAAAUAAGAGUUGAUGAGGCAGUACGUCUUCAAAAAUUGAAGGAUGAAAGAUUUGCUGAUUCGAAAAUAGAAGCUGAACUUGAACGGAGAAGUGUUGAUUUAGAAAGUGCAAUUGCAGAUCGUGUUGCACAUUUAAAAGAAGAAUUUGAAAAUGAAUUGAGACAACAACUCCGAAGACAAGCUGCUGCUCAUGCAGAUCACAUUCAAGAAGUGCUAAAAGUGCAAGAGCAAGAAUUGGAAAGAAAAUUUUCUUUAGACCUUGAAGAAAAACUUCUACAUCAGAAAGGAGUUUUUAUAUCUGAAAUGUCGGGAAAUAUGUCCCGUUUGAAAGGAAUUUUGGCUUUCUUAAAAGCUAAGAGUGAAUUUGACAAGGCUUCGAAAAAAGCACAAGCACUUUGGCUUGCAUGCCAAGCAAUGAGUCAUAAAAUAUCUGCUGAUAAUGCUGGUAAUCCAUCCCCAUUAGGAAAAGAUAUAGCAGCUGUGAAAAUUGCUGCUGAUGAAGAGAGUGAAUUCAUCAAUGCUGUUUUAGCUGGCAUACCCACUGAAGCUGUCAACAGAGGUGUCUAUAACAAUGAGGUUCUCAAAGAGCGAUUUCAAGAUGUGAAAAGAGUAUGCAGAAAAGUUGCAUUGGUUGAUGAAAAUAAUGACAGCUUGUAUCGCUAUUUCCUGUCAUACCUGCAAUCUUUUCUCAUAGUAGAUGCUGUAUCUAUACCAAAAGAAGAGCUGGAAGGUAAAGUUGCUGUUGAUCCCUCCGAAUGGGAUACAUUUGACAUACUUAGUAGAGUGUCAUACUGUCUCAAAAUCAAUGACUUGGAACAAGCUCUUCGUUAUGCAAAUCAGUUGAAAGGUGAACCAAGAAUUGUUGCUAAAGACUGGAUGGACGAAGUAAAAUUGCUUUUAGAAACACAGUUGGCUGUAAAGGCUCUUCUUGCUCAUGCAGCUGCAGUUGGUGUGCAAGCAUACCAUUAAUAUUAUUAACAUAAUGUACAAAAGUAGGGUAUAUUAAAUUAGGAAGAGUUAUAAAAUUUUAAAUACAAUUAGGUUCAUUUUUAAAGGCAAUCACAUAUUUUUAAUUAAUUUUUUUUGUCCUGUCUCAAUCAUUGUUUUUUUCUUUAUAGAUUUGUAUUUAAUUAUGCAGGAAUGUAAGAAAUGUUUGCAUUGUGCCUUUCUAUUAAAACUUACCAGAUUAUAUUUUUUAAA
Molecule: messenger RNA, 2407 nt
Organism: Argiope bruennichi
Lineage: Eukaryota; Metazoa; Arthropoda; Arachnida; Araneae; Araneidae
Product: MICOS complex subunit Mic60-like
Exons: 13
Coding region: 86-2176 (696 amino acids)
Biological process (GO): cristae formation
Cellular component (GO): MICOS complex
Source: RefSeq, a predicted model, not a curated record